AUGAGCUCGGGGUACGUCCGAGGGCCGCAAUGCGGGGUCGACAAUUGCACCUCGAACCUGUGGAAACGGAUCGACGGGCGAAACGUCUGCUUUUACGGGCACGUGAACGAGAACGACAUCGAGAUAGAUGAUGAGGAAGACCAGCUCGACAGACAAACAAUGGGCACCUAUUCGCGGCGUUUGCGAAACAUCGCUGGCCUCACAAACACAGCAGCCAAAGACCUUCGAAGCCAGCAGUUUUUGCAAGAGCAACAGCGAGACUAUGCACAUGGGAUGGAGCUACGCAAGCUUCUUGUGCAAUGUUUACAGAUCAUCUUGAUGAGACAAACUGAGACCCUCGAGGACAAGCUGAAGCUUCCUCAAGGAUACCAGUCGGUGGUAAAGCGGUACUGGGCAAUGUACCUUCUUCACAAGCACACUAAGAAAGACUCGAGUGCCGUUUUGAGCCAGAUGGCCGAUUUUUCGAGUGUGCCCACGGUCUCUGACCUCCUGGUGUUUUGCUACCUUGGGCUUGUUCGCAUGAGACUCCCUGUCUACUUCAGCGACCUUUGGGGUCUCGCAUGCAGGGGAGACCUGCCUUAUCUACGAGCGGAAAACGUGGUCCCUUUGGAUCUGCGGCUGCGAGUUCCGGUACAUGCCCUAAGAGUCUUCCACGGCGCCGCGGGAGAUAAAGUCGAUCAUUUUGCGAAGAUGAAACACACGAUGCAUAAUCUAGGAAUAGGGGGUGAGUUUGCGCCUCCUAUCAUUUGGUAUCCGUUGCUAACUAAGACCGUUUUGCAGCUACGGCUGCCUUUGGAGACAGUUGAGCAUGUGUCAGAUUUCAUCGGGCUGGCCAAAAUAGACAUGAGUAUAGACAUGCGCAAUGCGCACCAUCCGGAGCUGAAACUCUGGGCGCUUCUGAUAGUGACAGCAUGUGGUUAUUUCAAAACGAGUGCAACAAAGUACAAAGUCUGGAAAUUGUUGUACGAAUCAAGGGCUGCAACCAAACACAAUAAGACUGUGAUGCAGAAUCGGAUAGUCAACAAGUCUGCGUUUCUAGAUUUAGUCAGCUGGACUGACAAGCAAACAGCAGAAUACCUGGACUUCUUCGAGACCAGCAUACUACCUAUAAUCUCGAAGGAAAACGUGGUGGACGAUACCAACAGUAAAUAUCACACGCAGAAGAUGAUGACUAGCAGACUUUUCAACAUCUUCGACCUGCCGUCCCGGGCUGAGACGGAAGAGGACCCUUUGACUCAAUUGGCGACCGACUACCGAACGUACGCCGAAUCCUCAGGCGACGACGACUAUAGCGAGACGGAGCUAAUAGACAUAUUGAAAGCAGAAAUGCGCGCGCAUUAUGGACUGCGGUCGUCCGUUAUUGAUAGAGUAGUCGAUUGGGCCCUGAGGAUGUUAGACACCUUAGCAGUUUAUCAAUGA
Molecule: messenger RNA, 1419 nt
Organism: Ogataea haglerorum
Lineage: Eukaryota; Fungi; Ascomycota; Pichiomycetes; Pichiales; Pichiaceae
Exons: 1
Coding region: 1-1419 (472 amino acids)
Biological process (GO): RNA polymerase I preinitiation complex assembly; nucleolar large rRNA transcription by RNA polymerase I
Cellular component (GO): RNA polymerase transcription factor SL1 complex; RNA polymerase I core factor complex
Molecular function (GO): RNA polymerase I core promoter sequence-specific DNA binding
Source: RefSeq, a predicted model, not a curated record